AUCUAAAGGAAAAACUUAUAACCUCCUUGCUCUCUUCGAAUCCGUUAAGCGUACGAGCCCUAGAUUUCGAUCUAGGGUUUCUUUGCGCUCUAGUUCAAUUUUCAAUUCUGCUUUCAUUGGAUUCUGGGGGUUAAGUUGUUCUUACAUUAUUCCAUUUCCCACGAAUUAGAAAUCACAAAGAAAAUGGUGAGGGUGUUGAGAAGCUGCAUUCAAUCCAUAUUGAAGCUGGUGAACUCGGUGAUUGGGAUGGCCGGGUUAGCCAUGAUUCUGUACUCCGCUUGGAUGAUUAGGGUUUGGCAGAGGGAGAUGGGUGACCUCCCCUUUGGUCACGAUUCUGAUGAUUAUCCACCUCCAUGGUUCAUUUACACGUUUCUUGGCCUUGGAGCGGUGUUCUGUGUAGUAACGUGUUUAGGUCAUGUAGCUGCAGAAACUGCUAAUGGCUGUUGCCUGUAUUUGUAUAUGGUGUUUGUGGUUUUGCUUCUCAUGCUGGAGGCUGCAUUAACUGUUGAUGUAUUUGUGAAUCAGGACUGGGAGAAGGACUUCCCAAAGGACCCCUCUGGGAGUUUUGAUCAGUUCAAGAAUUUCAUCAGAUCAAAUUACGAGAUGUGCAAAUGGGUAGGCCUGUUUCUUGUUUCUGUACAGGGACUCUCUUUACUAUUGGCAAUGAUACUCAAAGCACUAGGACCACAUCAAUAUUAUGAUAGUGAUGAUGAAUAUACUCCUGACAGGGUGCCACUCUUGAAGAAUGCUCCACCUCAAUAUGUUGUUGUUGAUCCAGGAUAUGCACAUGGAAAUGAAACAUGGAAUAGGUCAAAUAGGUAAGGCCAUAGCCUUCAAUUUAACCUUGACGUCUGGAUCCAUGGAAAGUGAGGCAAGCAGUCCUUUUUUAUGCCAAUUGGUUUAGAAGAUGACCUACACGCUGGAGACGGAUUAACUAUUGAAUCAAUGGCUAUGGGAGAAACAAGUGCUUAUCGUGAUCCUGGGGACAAAUAAACCAUUUUCACACAGUUGUGAGUAAACGUGUGUAAUCAUCAUAUAUCAUGUCUGUUUAUCGUAAAUAAAACACAAUCUCUUGAUGAACAACCCCCUCUAUCUUCUGUUAAAAGUAUCUACGAAGGUGGAUCAAUAGAUAUGAGCAAAUAUUCUUUUGUUUAAA
Molecule: messenger RNA, 1156 nt
Organism: Vigna angularis (adzuki bean)
Lineage: Eukaryota; Viridiplantae; Streptophyta; Magnoliopsida; Fabales; Fabaceae
Product: tetraspanin-19
Exons: 6
Coding region: 184-822 (212 amino acids)
Cellular component (GO): membrane
Source: RefSeq, a predicted model, not a curated record